AUGUCACAAAGUGAAGAUGAAGAGAUCAACAUGGCAGCUUGGAUUCUUGGUGUUAAAAAUCUAUCAAUUCAACCAUAUCCACUUCCUUCUUUAGGUCCCCAUGAUGUUACAAUUAGAAUUAAAGCUGUUGAUAUUUGUGGAAGUGAUGUUCACUACUAUAAGACUAUGGGAUGUGCAAAUUUUAUUGCCAACAAGCCUAUGGUACUGGGGCAUGAAUGUGCUGGAAUCGUUCAAGAACUUGGCACUCAAGUCCAAUCUCUUGCAGUAGGGGACAGGGUAGCCUUAGAGCCUGGAAUCAGUUGCCAAACAUGCAAUUUCUGCAAAGGUCACACCAAAGACAACGAUUAUGGCCUUGCUGGUGAGAAAUGGUUUUUUUUAUAG
Arachis stenosperma is the source of this 381-nucleotide messenger RNA. Its product is annotated as L-idonate 5-dehydrogenase-like. The transcript has 4 exons. Lineage: Eukaryota; Viridiplantae; Streptophyta; Magnoliopsida; Fabales; Fabaceae. The coding region runs from base 1 to 381 and encodes 126 amino acids. The record is from RefSeq and is a predicted model, not a curated record. Gene Ontology annotation, molecular function: zinc ion binding; oxidoreductase activity.